Messenger RNA from Etheostoma cragini (Arkansas darter), 1890 nucleotides. RefSeq names its product protein kinase domain containing, cytoplasmic b (gene pkdccb). NCBI's taxonomy places the organism in Eukaryota, Metazoa, Chordata, Actinopteri, Perciformes, Percidae. The record is from RefSeq and is a predicted model, not a curated record. The coding region runs from base 241 to 1737 and encodes 498 amino acids. The transcript is spliced from 7 exons. Gene Ontology annotation, molecular function: non-membrane spanning protein tyrosine kinase activity; ATP binding. Gene Ontology annotation, biological process: protein phosphorylation.
GACACGCGGAUUGAGCGACAACAUGAGGUCGAGCUCUCCUGCGAAGUUGUUCAGCGGGUGUAAAGUUACGAGCGGGCAGGACACACCUCUAGAGGGAGUUCCCAGGGAUGUGAAAACAAGGGGCUGAUCACUUCUCCUGCAGAAAAGUUAGUCAGGAGUCCUUUCACUUGGAGUUGGGCGGUCGUCCGAGCCUGCGGUAGCGCGUCUUUUCAGCUGCAGUAGCCGUGCCACGAGAGGGAAAUGCCCGGGAUGGGCAACUCUUUACGCGCGGCUGCCCUCCUGGCUUUCGUAGUUCUUUCUAUUCUGGUGUCCCUCUUGAUAAGCAGCGUGCAGCAGUUUGGAGCGAGGAGAUCUCACUCAUCCAAUGCAACUGUUGCUGCUGAUGAGGAGGAGUUCGCGUCGCUCCGCGGGGCGUUGAUUUACCAACUCAACGAGAGGCGCAAAGAAAUUAUUCCGCUGCUUUUACCUGCUUAUGAUGAUGAUGAUGAAAACAGACUACCCGGGUACAGUCGACAUUCUCUCCAACAUGAUCAAACGCUUGACUCGAUUUUGGAUUACAAUCUGUGGAAUGAGAUCACGCAUGGCUCCAGAAAAGCGCAUAUGGAUGAAAUGGACUGUGACUCUCUGGUGGACAUGCAGGCGGUGGAGAUCCUCGGGUCUGGAUACACCAAACUGGUUGUCAAAGUGAAUCUAGCCGGAGGUCAACCCGUGGCCUUAAAACUUGUCAACGAGCAGGGGAUAGACAUGGGAAAGUGUGUGGAGGAUUUUAAAGACCCUCGAGGCUGCCGUGAGCUCGUUUCUUACAAGUUAAAGAAAGAAAUAGUUCUGUUGCAGAGGCUGAAGCAUUCGAACGUAAUCCAGCUCAAAGGUCACUGUGCAGGAGAUGUAGGAGGAAGAGGAGGAGAAGGGGGAAGAGUCGCAGUCAUUCUGGAGCAGGGGAAUCCUCUCCAGAUGAUCCAGCUGCUCCAGAGUCCCUGGGAGGACAGAUUCCGGGUGUGUCUGGACCUGGUUAGGCUCCUCCACUUCCUCUCGCAGUCUCCUCUGGGCUCCGUGACUCUGCUGGACUUCCAGCCCCGGCAAUUUGUAACCGUGUCCGGCGAGCUGAAACUCACAGACCUGGACGACGCCAGUGCCGAGGAGACCUCAUGCCAGAUGGAUGCAGACUGCACCCUCCAGUUUCCACACAGAAAUUUCACUCUGCCCUGCUCGACCCAGGGAGUGUGUGAGCGCUUGAAUGAAAAGAGGAACAUUUACAAUGCCUAUAGGUAUUUUUUCACCUACCUGCUGCCUCACCAGGCCCCGCCCGGCUUCACACACCUGGUAGACCACAUCAUGAACUCCACAGGGGAGCUGAAAGCUGACAUCAAUCAAACGCUGGAUGCCUUUGAACACAUCCUCCUCCUCUACAAAUCUGGCCUGCACCUGGACAACUUGCCUUCAUCAAUAAUCAGAGAUUACACCGUGAUGCGAGGUAUGGGGACCUCUGGGAACGGGGAGUACCGCUGCUGGCCGUCCUACAGCCAGCAGGGCUGCGUGCUGUCAGUCCACAGCGCCAAAGAGGCAGCUUACAUCUGUAACUCCCAUUCUCAAUGCAACAGCUUCACUCUGACCGGACAGAAGACAUGGACAGGUCACCUCCUGGCCUCUUUUAGGAGCAGCUUCAGUCAUCUGGUGCCCGAUGGGAUAUCAGAGGUGUAUGUAAAGAAAACCAAAGCUCCUGAAACUUCCACAGCGUGACACAUGGACCAAACAGAACAAUGCUGUUUGACUCAAUAUAGAGUUGUUACAAAGUGGGAAAAGAAAAAUCACCCAAAAAUGUUGCGCUUAAGAUGAGAACUGCGUCCUCCUUGUGAACAUGUUGAACGCUCCUCUGCUCUGUGGAUUUGUGGG